AAUCUUUUAGUUAAAGAAAUUUAGAUCAAAGAAGGACGCAGAAGCAAAAUAGUUGCUCCUGCUCCAUUUGGUGCCGCAGAAAAGACGGCUGACCCAGUUAAGCGCGAUCAUGCUCAGAGUGGGGGUAAGUAUCGUCAUUAGCCUGUACUUGCUGUUGCUGUUAUUGACGGUCAGUCCCACAGCGGCAUCGGCGGCUUUGGGUUGGGAAGGCAGGAAAGAAGAGAGCGAGAGAGAGAUGGGCAGCUCCGGAUCCAAGAGCGUACGCAGCGGCUGCGAGCCGUCGGCACCGCCACCGCCUACCGAGAAGAGCAUUUUCAUACUGUCCGGGCAGAGCAACAUGUCCGGGAGAGGCGGAGUGGAGGGCAAGAAGUGGGACGGCGUAGUCCCUCCCGAGUGCCGCCCUUCCCCUGCCAUCCUCCGCCUCAAUGCUCACCUUCGUUGGGAAGAAGCGCGAGACCCGCUUCACGCCGACAUCGACACGGCAAAGGUCUGCGGCAUCGGCCCCGGCAUGCCCUUCGCCAACGAGCUCCUCUCUCAUCUGGGACCGCACCGGCCGAAGGGGCUCGUCAUCGGCCUCGUGCCGUGCGCGGUGGGCGGGACGGCGAUCAAGGAAUGGGGGAGAGGAUGCCACCUCUACGAGGAUAUGGUGAAGAGGGCUAAGCAUUCGGUGGAGGAAGGCGGUAGCAUCAAAGCUCUGCUCUGGUAUCAGGGGGAGAGCGAUACCACGUCUGACCAAGACGCACAAUGCUACGGGAAGAGGAUGGAGGAGUUGAUACACAACGUUCGCUCCGAUCUGCAUCUUCCGGACCUGCCUGUGAUACAGGUGGCAAUUGCAACGGGUGAUGCUAAUGGCAUUGACAAGGUGAGAGAAGCACAGCUGGGAAUGAAACUCCCCAGCGUCUAUUGCGUGGAUGCAAAAGGGUUGCCCCUUAAAAGUGAUCAUUUGCAUCUUACCACCGAGGCUCAAGUCAGGCUAGGCAAAAUGUUGGCCCACGAAUACCUGAAGCAUUACAGUCUCUGAUGUACAAUUGUAGUGCCUUUUGAUCGAUUUUUCUUCCUCGGACUCGUUUUCAUUUGCUUAUGUUGGUAAUUCCAAGAUUAUGCCAAUAAAUUGAUAUGUUUAGCUAGA
This is a messenger RNA of Nymphaea colorata (pocket water lily), 1129 nucleotides long. RefSeq names its product probable carbohydrate esterase At4g34215. The record is from RefSeq and is a predicted model, not a curated record. The coding region runs from base 110 to 1021 and encodes 303 amino acids. The transcript is spliced from 2 exons. Lineage: Eukaryota; Viridiplantae; Streptophyta; Magnoliopsida; Nymphaeales; Nymphaeaceae.